Messenger RNA from Capsicum annuum, 1191 nucleotides. Its product is annotated as pre-mRNA-processing protein 40A-like. Gene Ontology annotation, biological process: mRNA cis splicing, via spliceosome. Lineage: Eukaryota; Viridiplantae; Streptophyta; Magnoliopsida; Solanales; Solanaceae. The transcript has 13 exons. Gene Ontology annotation, molecular function: protein binding; RNA binding. The record is from RefSeq and is a predicted model, not a curated record. Gene Ontology annotation, cellular component: U2-type prespliceosome; U1 snRNP. The coding region runs from base 1 to 1191 and encodes 396 amino acids.
AUGCGAAGUGGUAGGGCGACGGGGCCUGAUGAGAUACUGGUGGCUUUUUGGAUGUUUUCUGGCGAGGCUGGUUUAAGGUAUUACUACAACAAGGUUACUAGAACGUCCAAAUGGAGAAUGCCUGAUGAAUUCAAGUUGGCUCAUGAAAAGGACACCAUUUCACACGUUUCUGAUUUUGGAUCCAUUGCUGUUGUUAAAACAUCAUCCCCGGGUGCAGAUGGUUUAUUAGUCUCGGCACACGGUGCUAAAUCAAGCCCAACUACUGUGUCACCAGCUGCUAACUUACCAACUAUUGUGGCUUCAGAAUCAUUAAGUUUAUCUGGUAAGGUUUCUUCUUCGAUGAUUGAAACAGUUAAAAUGAAGAAUUCUUCAGAACCUGCUUCGCCAGCUGUUGCUAAUUCAGAGAAAAUUAGAAUAGCAGUAACCUUGGGAAAUUCUGUCGUGCCACCAGUUUCUGAGACUACUACAACUCAAGAUGCAGUAGUGUAUGGUGAUGGAUUUUCUUUGGAGAAUAGAGAGAAUGUCAAGAAAGAUGCUGCAAUAACUGAAAUCGGAGGUGCUACUCUAUCAGAUGAGAAAACAGAGGCAAAGAGUGCAUUCAAAACUCUUUUGGAAUCUGUAAAUAUUGGGUCUGAUUGCAUGUGGGAUCAGGUCAUAAGAGCAGUAAUUAGUGACCGGAGAUAUGGUGCUCUAAAAUCCCUUUGUGAGCAGAAGCAAGCUUUUAAUGACGAGCAUGCUAAGGCAUUGGAGGAGCAGAAGCGCAAUAAAGUGGAGUACUUAGAAUUUUUAAAAUCCUCUGACUUUAUUAAGGCCAGUAGCCAGUGGUGGAAAGUUCAGGACCACUUGGAAACUGAUGAAAGAUGCUCCCGCCUUGAGAAAAUCGAUCGCUUGGAGAUUUUCCAGGAAUACAUACGUGACUUAGAGAGCAAAGAGGGGGAGCAAAGGAAACUGCAGAUGGAAGAAUUGAGGAAAGCUGAACGUAAAAAUCGUGAUGAGUUUCGAAAACUGAUGGAAGAGCAUAUUACUGCAGGAAUACUUAACGCAAAAACUAACUGGCAUGAUUAUUACAUCAAAAUUAAAGAUUUUGCUGCAUAUCUAGCUGCCUCAUCAAAUACUUUAGGAUCAAUAGUAAAAAACUUAUUUACAGAUGUUAUGGAUGAGCUGGAGAAACAGACAUUUGAAUCAGUUUGA